UUGGGCCAGUUCAGUUCAUUCAACACCAGUGUACACUGUAAAGUGAACAGACAUUCCUAGCGCAUUUUUCACAGAGCGCCGCGUCACGUUUUCAUUAAUUGAGCCAUUAGUGAUGUUCUUUUGUGAUUGGUGAACUAUGGAGAUGGAGGAUUAAUCUUUGUUAAAUAUCAGACAUUAAGAUGGUGUCGAGGAGAAAGAUAUUGUCCCGAUCCCGAGACGAUUUAACUCUUGAUGAUGAUCCGCCGCGAGGGAAUCUGUUCUCCGCCAGGUUUGAGGAAGACGUCUGGUACACUAAGCAGAAACUUUUCUCGGACCAUGUUGGAGAAAUAAUAAAAAAGUGGGAAUCUAUUGAUGAUGAGAUCUGGGCUAAAGCAAUUGUUAUGGAGAGAAACAGAAGAGUAGCAAAGGCAUACGCUAGAGCACCUGUGCUUACAGUUAAUGGAGGAGAAGGAGGGUUCGACGGAUUCAGGCUCGGGUUGAAUGGAUUUUCCAACCCAAUGAGGGAUCCGAAAACUGAAGAAUUUAAGGAGGCUAUAGGACUAGGCGCGAAGGUGAAAAUGGAUGAGAAUGGAAAUAUUUUGGUGAAACGUCUCAGUAAAAGUCCGGUGUAUGUUCACAGUGGUCUGGAUGAGGGGUCAUUCUCCAAUAGUCUUCUGAAGAUAUCCAACAAUGUUUUGGAUAUGGAUAAACCACAUAGCAACCUUCCUACCUAUACAUGCCUUUCUACUUGCCUACUUAGCUUUAUUUCUACUUGCUUAUCUACCGAACUACCUUACUACCUACCUUCAUAUCUUUAUACCUUCCUCCUACCUUCCUACCUACCUACCUACCUACCUACCUACCUACCUAGGCUUGAGUCCCAAUGUGUAAUCUCUAUCUGCUUCGUGAAGUAUGAAGAAGAACUCCUGGAUUCACCAAUAUGGAUUCUAAUUAUCAAUAUUGUUGCUCUAGAGAUGCUUAAAGCAAAACUACCCAACAGUUCCCGAGUUCCCCUAUACACAGUUAAUGGUGACAAAACCUUUCCUGUUUCAGGAAGUUCUGAUGAGGAUCCGUAUAGUCUAACAUCUGGUAAUGGUUCAUCAGGCUCGUCGAAAGAUAAGGACAAGUCUGGAAUUCUUCUAAAAAAAGAGAAAGAUUAUUUUGUUCCUCAAAACUGGACUUCUACCCAGGAUAGGAGAAGGGACAGGUCCAGAGACAAUUUCCUAGACGAAUCUGAAAGUGCUACUCUAAAACCAAGAACGAACAAUAGACGAAGAAUUCUGAAAAAAUCUGACGAAAAAAAGAAAAUAGUUGAUGACCCCUACUACUGUGGGUUCAGUGCUCGGGUUCCUGCAUUUGCCUCAGCUCCGGUUCAACCCGCGACACCAAAACUCGAGAAAAACAAGGGAAGAGAAAACUAUUAUAUGAAGAUUCCCUUUCAUAAACAAGCAGACCCAGUUUAGAUAUAGUUAGCAGACCCAGUUUGGAAUAGUUUAGCAAUUUAAAAUCGAGUGUAGCCGACCCAUGGUUUAGAAUAGAGUGUAACAGACCCAGUUUUGAAUCUAGUUUAGCAGACCCAGUUCAGAAUGUAGUUUAGCAGAUCCAGGUUAAAAUCUAGUUUAGCAGAUCCAGUUUAGAAUAUAGUGAAGCAGAUCCAGUU
This is a messenger RNA of Eurytemora carolleeae, 1639 nucleotides long. RefSeq lists its product as uncharacterized. Bases 180 to 1442 code for a protein of 420 amino acids. Gene Ontology annotation, biological process: regulation of DNA-templated transcription. Lineage: Eukaryota; Metazoa; Arthropoda; Copepoda; Calanoida; Temoridae. The record is from RefSeq and is a predicted model, not a curated record. The transcript is spliced from 15 exons. Gene Ontology annotation, molecular function: protein binding.